This is a messenger RNA of Penicillium pulvis, 1266 nucleotides long. RefSeq lists its product as uncharacterized. The record is from RefSeq and is a predicted model, not a curated record. NCBI's taxonomy places the organism in Eukaryota, Fungi, Ascomycota, Eurotiomycetes, Eurotiales, Aspergillaceae. Bases 1 to 1266 code for a protein of 421 amino acids. The transcript has a single exon.
AUGGCGUCCUUGGGUUUGCAGCUGGUCUGUCCUUCUGAGCAUGACAUUUACUUUAAUCUCAAUGGAGAUGGUUAUUCAGAGCCCCUCGUUGGCGCCGUGGUGCUUCAGCGCCAUGCUAUCAAUUCCGAUUUUACUCAACUGCAAGUACAUCUCAUGCAGACUGUGCUAGGAGAGAGCAAUCUUCCUGCUAUCAACCCUGAGAAGAACUUCCUGAAGCGAAUCCGCACUCCGCUUGGAAAGGUCCCACGACCAGAGACUUCAGCUACCAAGUCAUCCUCCAUUAUUGAACAAGUGACUCUUCCUGCAUUGUCGAUUGUUCAACUUGAAGCCUCAUCCAGUGGACGGGAUGCCAUCCCGGUUCCAUUUUCCGUGCCCAUUCCUGUUAAUACGCCCGGAACGACACGUACAUCUGUGGGGAAAAUCUCAUACACCCUUAUCGUCACUAUGACCACAUCACAAAGUGAAACAAUUAUUAUCGACAAAACAAUUAAUAUUACACGCCAACUUAUUCCAGAUCGGCAUUGCAUUCAGCAUGUACGGUCAUUCAGCAAGUCACCCGCCAUCACCAACAUUGCUUUGUCCCAGACCAUAGCAACGGACGCAAAGUCCGGAAUUUCCGUCUCCGCCAAAUUGAAUCUACGGAGAGGAUUGAAAGCACGCGAGUCCGAAUUUAGAUGUGCUGCCAUUCGAGGAAUCCACUGGCGUGUGGAGGAAGUGACCAGAUUGAUCGAUCAAUCCCAGAACAACUUUCAAGAUGCCCCGGAGGAGUUCCUCUGCAUACGUGAAUCCAUCCGUGAAAUCUGUAGCGGGAAACAAAAGGGUUAUUGGGCUACACGCGACAAUCCAUUGUCGAAGCAGCCGAAAUCAGAAGAUCAAGAUUCAGCCGUUGACAUUACGAUUGAUAUCUCCAUCCCUAAGAAUGCAAAGCUCGCUCCUAUGAUUGACGGGUCUUGCUAUGCUUCCGCUACGACUGAUUCCAUCCCAAUGCCACUUGAGCUCCAGGGCCGGUGUCCUGCGAGCCAUGAGAGCCUGGCGAUCUUGAUCGAGCACCGACUCAAGCUUGAAUUCGUUACUGGAGAAGACACUUUCGAUGUCCGUUCUAAGAAUUUGGUUGAUCGUAAGCCUUUGAGGCCUACACUGUCUGCACACUUUCCUCUUCUUGUUGGGGAGACAUUUAAGUGUGAUUUUGAGGCUAUCGCGUUUAGCAACCCACCGAGGUAUGAGGAAAUUCCGUUGUCGCCUCCGGAAUAUACGCAAUUUGUGUGA